This is a messenger RNA of Lolium perenne, 1493 nucleotides long. The record is from RefSeq and is a predicted model, not a curated record. NCBI's taxonomy places the organism in Eukaryota, Viridiplantae, Streptophyta, Magnoliopsida, Poales, Poaceae.
AUGGAGCUGAGGUCCAUAUCCAUGGAAGCGCAUCUGCUGCUGUACAUCUCGGUCGAUCAUGGAGCUGACCAGCUCUCCCGCUUCGGCUCGGCUCGGGCCGGCGGUGCUCCGGUUUCUCGCCGUCGUAGCCCUGCUGACCAUCGCAGUUGUCGUGGCAACGUCGAGACAGCUCCUGCCCAUCAUCAGCUGGUAUGCAUCGGCACAGCGGCGAGCUGCUACAGGUGGUGGUGCGAGGUGCGUCAUGUUCAACUUCGGGACUCCAACUCCGACACCGGAGGCCUCGCCGCCGGCGCGGGGUUCCGGCUGCACAGGCCCUUCGGCCGCCGCUUCUUCGGCAGGCCCAGCGGCCGGUUCUCCGACGGCCGCCUCUACAUCGACUUCCUCUGCGAGAGUCUGGGGCUGGAUCACCUGAGCCCGUACCUGGAGUCGUCGGGCGUGUCCUUCAGUCACGGGGCCAACUUCGCCGCCGCCGGCGCGGCCACGGCGCAGACCGUGGACUCCGGGCAGUUCAGCCUGCCGACGCAGCUCCGCCAGUUCAGGCACUUCAAGGCCCGCACGGCCAAGCUCCUCCCGCUAGGUCUCGGGUCCGGCAUCACGGAGGAUGAAUUCCAACAUGCUCUCUACUCGUUCGACGUCGGCCAGAAUGACAUCUCUCUCGCCUUCACCGCCAACCUCACGCAAGAACGCAUCCUGCAGGCCGUCGUCCCGGCCAUCGCCGCGAGGAUCAAGAACGCCGUCAAGAAGGUGUACGAGGCCGGCGGGCGCAAGUUCGUGCUCUACGACACGGGGCCGUUCGGGUGCCUUCCCAGCACGCUGUCGCAGCUCGGGACACGUCGUGGAAGCGGCGGCGGCGACGGCGAGGAGGAGGAGGAGGUCGACGACGUGGGGUGCCUCGCCCGCCACAACGCCGCCGCCGAGGCCCUCAACGCGCGCCUGCGCUUUCUCCGGCGCGACCUUGCCGCGGAGCUUCCCGGCGCGACGGUCGUCGGCGUGGACAUGUACGCCAUCAAGUACGGCCUCGUCGCCAACCACACGGCGCACGGGUUCAGCAGCCCGCUGACGGCGUGCUGCGGCGCCGGCGGGCCGCCAUACAACUACCAGCCCGGGGCGGCGUGCGGGACCAGCAAGGCGAAGGCUUGCCCGGAGACGGACGGCGAUAGGUACAUCAGCUGGGACGGGGUGCACUAUACGGAGGCGGCGAACCGGAUCGUUGCCGAUAAGAUACUGUCCUCAGAGCACAACACCCCUCGGCUUCCUCUGCAGCAGCUCUGCAACCAGAAUACAUAGCUGACAGCGAAGUCUGAAACAAAUUCUCAUACACAACUGAUGAUUUUUACUACUGUGGCAGCUCAGAACAUGCAUCGCAUUGCCAAGUGAGGAGCAGACCUUCAGUAAACCAGAAUGAGACAUGUAAAAGCUUAUUGUUCUCUCCACCCUUCCCUUACCCCCAAAGAUGAGUUGCAUGGAGCAAUGCGUUUGCAGCAACCAACUAA